This is a messenger RNA of Sordaria macrospora k-hell, 1365 nucleotides long. RefSeq lists its product as uncharacterized. NCBI's taxonomy places the organism in Eukaryota, Fungi, Ascomycota, Sordariomycetes, Sordariales, Sordariaceae. Gene Ontology annotation, biological process: transsulfuration. The record is from RefSeq and is a predicted model, not a curated record. Gene Ontology annotation, molecular function: transferase activity, transferring alkyl or aryl (other than methyl) groups; pyridoxal phosphate binding.
AUGAGCCAGCACUUUGAAACUCUCCAGCUCCACGCUGGCCAGGAGCCUGACCCGGCCACCAAUUCCCGUGCCGUCCCCAUCUACGCCACUUCUAGCUAUGUCUUCAACGACUCUGCCCACGGCGCUCGCCUGUUCGGCCUCAAGGAGUUCGGCAACAUCUACUCCAGAAUCAUGAACCCUACCGUCGAUGUCUUCGAGAAACGCAUGGCUGCCCUCGAGGGCGGUGUUGCCGCUGUCGCUGCUGCCUCCGGCCAGGCCGCUCAGUUCAUGGCCAUCUCCGCGCUCGCCCACGCCGGUGACAACAUUGUCUCGACCUCCAACCUCUACGGCGGCACCUACAACCAGCUGAAGGUCAUGCUUCCCCGCUACGGCAUCCAGACCAAGUUCGUCACUGGCGACAAGCCCGAGGACCUGGCAGCUGCCAUCGACGAGAAGACCAAGGCUGUCUAUAUCGAGAGCAUUGGAAACCCCCGCUAUAACAUCCCCGACUUUGAGGCUAUCACCAAGCUUGCCCAUGAGAAGGGCGUUCCUGUUAUUGUCGACAACACCUUUGGUGCCGGCGGCUACUUCGUCCGCCCCAUCGACCACGGCGCCGACAUCGUCGUGCACUCCGCUACCAAGUGGAUCGGCGGGCACGGCACCACCAUCGGCGGCGUCAUCAUCGACAGCGGCAAGUUCGACUGGGGCGCGCACGCUGACCGCUUCCCGCAGAUGGUCGAGCCGUCCGAGGGCUACCACGGGCUCAAGUUCUGGGAGACCUUUGGGGCCAUCACCUACAUCAUCCGGGUGCGCGUGGAGAUCCUGCGCGACCUGGGCGCGUGCCUGAACCCCUUCGCCGCGCAGCAGCUCCUUCUCGGUCUCGAGACGCUGUCGCUCCGCUGCGAGCGCCACGCCCAGAACGCCCUCGCGCUCGCCCGCUACCUCGAGCAGAGCCCGUACGUCAGCUGGGUGUCGUACCCCGGGCUGGAGAGCCACGGGUCGCACGAGAACGCAAAGAAGUACCUCAAGCGCGGAUUCGGCGGCGUACUCAGCGUCGGCAUCAAGGGCGGCGCCAACGCCGGCAGCCAGGUGGUCGAUGGCUUCAAGCUCAUCUCCAACUUGGCCAACGUCGGCGACUCCAAGACGCUGGCUAUCCACCCCUGGUCUACCACCCACGAGCAGCUGACGGACGAGGAGAAGAUCAACUCGGGUGUUACCGAGGACCUGAUCCGUAUCUCGGUCGGCACGGAGCACAUUGAUGAUAUCAUUGCCGACUUUGAGCAGUCGUUUAAGGCUGCGUCGGCGACUUCGACCAAGAAGGACGGUGAGCAGGAUUUAGUGGUUGGUCAGGGCAAGGCCGAGGAGGCGGCGCCUACUGUUGUCUAA